AUGGACGUGGACGUGGACGUGGACGUGGACGUGGACGUGGACAUGGACGUGGACGUGGACGUGGACUUGGACGUGGACUUGGACGUGGACUUGGACGUGGACGUGGACGUGGACGUGGACGUGGAGAUGGACGUGGACGUGGACGUGGACGUGGAGAUGGACGUAGACGUGGACGUGGACGUGGACGUGGACAUGGACGUGGACGUGGACGUGGACGUGGACGUGGACGUGGACGUGGACGCGGACGUGGACGAGGACCUGGACGUGGACACGGACGUGGACGUGGAGGUGGACAUGGACACGGACGUGGACGUUGAGGUGGACACGGACGUGGACGUGGAGGUGGACAUGGACGUGGACGUGGACGUGGACAUGGACGUGGACGUGGACAUGGACGUGGACGUGGACGUGGACGUGGACAUGGACGUGGACAUGGACGUGGACGUGGACGUGGACAUGGACGUGGACGUGGACGUAAACGUGGACAUGGACGUGGACGUGGACAUGGACGUGGACAUGGACGUGGACAUGGACGUGGACGUGCACGUGGACAUGGACAUGGACAUGGACGUGGACGUGGACAUGGACGUGGACGUGGACGUGGACGUGGACAUGGACGUGGACGUGGACUUGGACGUGGACGUGCACGUGGACGUGGACGUGGACCUGGAAGUGGACGUGGACGUGGACGUGGACAUGGACGUGGACAUAGACGUGGACGUGGACAUGGACGUGGACGUGGACGUGGACUUGGACGUGGACGUGGACGUGGACGUGGACAUGGACGUGGACGUGGACGUGGACGUGGACAUGGACGUGGACAUGGACGUGGACGUGGACGUGGACGUGGACUUGGACGUGGACUUGGACGUGGACAUGGACGUGGACGUGGACGUGGACGUGGACGUGGACAUGGACGUGGACGUGGACGUGGACGUGGACGUGGACAUGGACGUGGACGUGGACGUGGACGUGGACGUGGACGUGGACGUGGACGUGGACGUGGACAUGGACGUGGACAUGGACGUGGACGUGGACGUGGACGUGGACAUGGACGUGGACGUGGACGUGGACGUGGACGUGGACAUGGACAUGGACAUGGACAUGGACGUGGACGUGGACGUGGACGUGGACGUGGACGUAGACGUGGACAUGGACGUGGACGUGGACGUGGACGUGGACGUGGACGUGGACAUGGACGUGCACGUGGACAUGGACGUGGACAUGGACAUGGACGUGGAGGUGGACGUGGACGUGGACAUGGACGUGGACUUGGAUGUGGAAAUGGACGUGGCCAUGGACGUGGACGUGGACGUGGACAUGGACGUGGACAGGGACGUGGACAUAGACGUGGAGGUAGACGUGGACGUGGACAUGGACGUGGACGUGGACGUGGACAUAGACGUGGACAUGGACGUGGACGUGGACGUGGACAUGGACGUGGACGUGGACGUGGACAUGGACGUGGACGUGGACAUGGACAUGGACGUGGACGGGGACGUGGACGUGGACGUGGACAUGGACAUGGACGUGGACGUGGAGGUGGACAUGGACGUGGACGUGGAGGUGGACAUGGACGUGGACGUGGACGUGGACGUGGACGUGGACGUGGACGUAGACGUGGACAUAGACGUGGACGUGGACGUGGACGUGGACGUGGACGUGGACGUGGACAUGGACGUGCACGUGGACAUGGACGUGGACAUGGACAUGGACGUGGAGUGGACGUGGACGUGGACGUGGACGUGGAGCUGA
Closterium sp. NIES-65 is the source of this 1755-nucleotide messenger RNA. Lineage: Eukaryota; Viridiplantae; Streptophyta; Zygnematophyceae; Desmidiales; Closteriaceae. The record is from the annotation of a GenBank genome assembly.